Neurospora crassa OR74A is the source of this 1581-nucleotide messenger RNA. RefSeq lists its product as hypothetical. Bases 165 to 1208 code for a protein of 347 amino acids. Gene Ontology annotation, molecular function: snoRNA binding. The record is from RefSeq and is a predicted model, not a curated record. Gene Ontology annotation, biological process: rRNA processing. The transcript is spliced from 2 exons. NCBI's taxonomy places the organism in Eukaryota, Fungi, Ascomycota, Sordariomycetes, Sordariales, Sordariaceae.
CCUUCACUUGAGAUUCCCGUCCCGUCUUCAUAUCGCCUCAUCAAAUCACUCAAUCCGUCUUCAGUUUUCCUAAGAACUGAAAUAUUAGUUCACAUACAGUCCUUAACAAGGAAAUUGGUUUUUCAAAAAGCUGUUGAAAAAUCUUGCCACGGCGCAUCAUCAGAAUGGCACCAAGGACUCGAGGCCAAGUAGCAAGGGAGAACUCCCCCGAAAAGGCUGCUGCCGCCACUCCCGCAAAGGCACCUCGUCCAACAAAAGCUGCGGCCAAGAAGAACACCCCCAGGAAGACUGCCUUGAAGAGGGCCGCUGAGAUUGUAGAAACUGAGCAGGUGGAGGUUGAGAGCACGGUUCAGACACCCUUGAAGGAGUCAUCGACAGAAUCAUCCGUCUCGGCCAGGAGGAUCAAACAUGUCGAGAUCGAGAUCCCCAUUCCAACAUCAACUACCAAGGCCCAGGAUCCUGAUACAACAAUGGAGGGAGAAUCGCAACUGUUCCAGACCCCGACUGAGCAGCCGCGGGGAAAGCGCAUCACAUUCGACGAUAGUGAGCAGGAGGAGUUUGUCACGCCAAGAGAAGCACCGGAUGUCAACCCGUUGGAAGAGAGGCUGAAUGAGAAGAAGGAACAGCAGGGGCAGAGUGAUGAAGAUUCGGAAGAGGAGGACAGUGACGAUGAAGCUCCUGAGGCGGUCUCUACCCAUGCGGCUCAGGCCAAGUCUUUGGAGGCUGAGAAGGCUGCUCAAAAAGCUGCCGAGCAGCAAGCUGCUGCGGAGAAGAAGAGACGCCAAGAGCGCGAUGCCAUCCUCAAGGAGCAAGCAAAGUCCAAGAAGCGUGCCGCCAAGAAGGUUGAGCAACCGAGCGAGGACGAAGCCGAGUCAGAGUCUGAAGAGGAAGCUGCGGGAGCAUUGGCCGAGAAGAGGAAGCGGGAGAUCCCGAAACUGCUUCCCCUUGAGCUUUUGGAGUCUGACGACGAAGACGACGAGGUUCCCCGGAGGUCAGAUUCGGCCGAAGGAGCCAAGAGGAGAAAGGUUGUCCGUGAGGCCAAGGGCCCCAAGGACGAGAAGGUCGGUUCGACAGUGUUCAGAGUUGUGCCGAACAACACAAACCAGAGCCUGGCGCCCAAGGUGAAGAGGCAAGCGUUGAACCUCAAGGAAACCCUCCUGCUCCGAAACAGGAAGCCGCAAGUAAAGGGCGGGUUUUUUAGGCGGUAAUGUGCAGAUCGUGAGGGAGAACCGAGGAAGUGAAAGGACGAGGCGGACAAUUUACACGUGUACACGAUACUAUCUCAUUUCGCUGGUGAUCAACAAAUACCUAGCUCACCCAAGAGCCGAACGGACGAGCGGACAGGAAGUUGACACAACAAGCACUCCAGCGUCAUUAGUCGGACGCAGGUACAGCGAUCCACAACUGGAUGGAGAUAUGACGACACACAAGGGUCCCAGUUAAUGAUACCAAACCAGCCAAAAGUAAACACACCUACCUUUAGCCGAGUCCCGUCUUCUUGAGGAUUGUUUCGUGAAAGUGGUGUCAUUUGCUUUUGAACAGAAAGCAUUAUGAGAUAUGCUGAGAAGUGGUGUCAUAUGA